GAAAGAUCUCUGAAAGCGAGCGUGAAGCUCUGGCACAAGAAUUAAAGCUGACGAAGGAGGCUUUCUUGGAGCUGAAGGGGAAUGUGUAGACCCUAGUGCACAAUGGGAUGAAGGAGCACAUCGGCAACUUCAUCAGCUCCAGCUCGUUUGACAACAUCGUCAACUUAUACCGGCUGCCUACUGCCAUCAUCGCAUUCACGGACUGCAGGAAGAAGGUGAAGGCCGAAUAUCCCGAAGUGGAUAUUACGAAGAUCACCUUCGGAGAGCAAGAAGAAGGAGUGGAGGAAGAUGGUGAAAGCAUAUCAGCAGAUUUUCGUCCUCAGAUCAAACUGAGGUGGGAGGAUGAUGCAAACGGACGUGCUGUUUUCCCUCCACAGCUCGACUUCAAGUUCGUGGCAGUGGAGGAUGAAGGGGCAGAGGUAGAGGGAGACGAGAUGGAGGCAAGAGUGGAGGAAGCUGAAGUGGGUGAGAGCCAACCCGCUCCAGAAGUGGAGAUUCAUCCAGUUCCCUCCGACGAUGAGCAGCCUCCUCUGCCAGACGAGCAGCAGCCAAGACAGCCACCUCUUCCAACCGAAGAGGAGCCAGUGGAGCCACCUCCUCCAGCGGAGAACUAAUUUUGAUUUGUUGUUUUUAAUUUUUUGUAGAACAUUUAAACAGUUGGUAACACUUUUAUUAUGUUUAAUGAAAUUAUGUAUUUGUUUAUGUUUGGUUUAUAUUUUUGUUAUGUUUUAUGAAUGAAAGAACUGAGAGUAU
This is a messenger RNA of Rubroshorea leprosula, 753 nucleotides long. The record is from the annotation of a GenBank genome assembly. NCBI's taxonomy places the organism in Eukaryota, Viridiplantae, Streptophyta, Magnoliopsida, Malvales, Dipterocarpaceae.